Messenger RNA from Phymastichus coffea, 2507 nucleotides. RefSeq names its product basigin (gene Bsg). The record is from RefSeq and is a predicted model, not a curated record. The coding region runs from base 288 to 1490 and encodes 400 amino acids. The transcript is spliced from 5 exons. Lineage: Eukaryota; Metazoa; Arthropoda; Insecta; Hymenoptera; Eulophidae.
UCGAGAAUGAAGAGAGAUAAGCAUAUAGAGUGAGAGAGCGAGCGAGAGAGAAAGAGAGAGAGAGAGAGAGAGAGAGAGAGAAAGAGCAGAAGACGACCGCCAUUACAGUGAUUACAAGUAUACAGCCUUGUGAUCCCGUGAUCUGCAGGCGAGUAGAAACAAAGAUUGUGCACUUGUUUCUUCAUUGAUAAGAUAAGUUUUAUUUUUUAUUCGGGUACUGUAUUGUUGUCUCUUAGUCGCUGCCAGUUGAGUGGCAGCCAAGGUGAGAGUUAAGGUUAGAAAGGGGUAUGUCCAUACCUUGUGGGCGCAACCUCGUCACUCAGAAUAUUUAUAAGAACAUCGUAAUUACCAUGGAGAAGAAGACUGGUUUGUUCGUGACGUUUGGCCUCUUGAUGUUGCUCUGUUUUGUGGCUGACGUAUAUUCAGUGAAAUACGAGGGUUCGAAGAUGGUGAAGCCAGGUGAACGAUGGAACAUCACGUGCAGCGAUUUGCCAGCAGGAUCAUUAGCAACAUGGAAACGCAACGGGCAGUCAUUCGAUGAGGACUUGGCGAGCGGCUUGAUGAGUGUCAAGCCGACUUUCGACGACAAGCACAUUAACAUAAUCGCUAGUACUAUCGAAGCUGAUAGAGCUGUCAAGCGACACGAAGGAGCCUAUACCUGUCUUGACGGCAACGAGCCACAUCAUCUUACAAUCGAUUAUGACGUGAGGUUCAAAGUUCUGGGUAUCAACGACACGGUCACACUGGAGUGCCCCAACGCUGACCAGCAGCAGCAGCAGCAGCAGCAGCAGCAGCAGCAGCAGCAGCAGCAGCAGCAACAGCAGCAGCAACAGCCUGUGGAAUGGAAAAGAAAUGACAAAGCUCUUGUUGCGUCCCAGUGGGUCCAUGUAAACAGUCGCAACGUCACCAUAACACGCAUCCAGGACAAGGACAGUGAUAUUUAUGGCCAUUAUACUUGUACGGUGGGCAACGCUACUUACAAUUACCGUGUUGUCAAGCCACCCUUGGUGUACCUGCCACCGUCGACAAAUGUAGUGGAAGGUGAGAAGCUGCACUUGACCUGUCAAGUUAAAAUUGGCGAACCUGGAUUAAAAAUCGUCUGGAACGUGAAGGGGCAAAACUACUCAACCACUCGUGGCCGUGUUAAGUUAUCGCGAGACGAUGAGCACAGUCUCGACAACACAAUCCUCAGCCUCGAUAACAUUACUACGGAUGAUCAUGGCCACAUCACUUGCUAUGGUCUUUACAACGUUACCGACAUCGAUCCUCAACACGCUUACUCAACUGUCACAGUCCUCCGGGUUAAAGACAAACUCGCAGCGCUUUGGCCGUUCCUAGGAAUCCUCGCAGAGGUUAUCGUACUCUGCGCCAUCAUUCUUGUUUAUGAGAAGAAGCGCAACAAGUCCGAACUCGAAGAGUCUGACACCGAUCAGAGCCCCGAUACGAAACCCACGCCAAAGAAGGACUCUGAUGUAAGGCAAAGAAAGUAGUAGAGGAGCUGUUUUUUGCGAAGACUUGAACGAGCAGCAAAGUAUUCAUAAACAGUCAACAAGUGAGCUUUUCUCCUUGGAACAUACUCACUUAAAUUUACACACACAUAACGUACGUUUCUCGUUGCAUUCGUUACUAACUAAUUGAUUUAAUGCAAGUAGGGUGAAGGCCGGGAAAGGGGGAAAGUACGAACGUCUCGUGUGAAUGAAAAAAGGCACUUUUUAAGAUUUCUCUAAAAUUACAUCCGAUUUAUUAACGUAUAUACAUAAAAAUAGUUUAGAUGUUAAGAACAAGACCUGAUGAACCAUUUUCUCGUUCUUCUUGUAUUCCGUGUUUUUAAGAGCUUCUUGCUCCGUAUCCUAAUUACUAUUAUUACUAUUAGUAAUCCAAUACGAUCAAAUGUGCUCGUAUUGCGAGUACUUUUUGACUUUUAUUUGAAGUAUUAUAUUUAUAAUUGUCAUUGUUGCUAUUCUGUAUAUUUUUCGAUAUUUUUCGAUAUUUUUCGGCACAUCAGAUUAUUCUUUAUUUUCUCGGGAGAUCAUCACAUUAGUUUUGGUUUUUUCUCCACUUUGUAGAAUUUUCUCGUGCUCACCCGCCUCAGCAGUGGUUAUCGUAAGUAAUUUUCUUUUCAUCCAACGAACGAAGUUCUCCUAAUGUUAAUCGAGAAACUUAAAUUGUACUUCUUUUCUUCAUUAAUGCCAUUGAUGUUUUGUUAAAAAUAGAGCAUAAACAAUGACGUUACAUUAAAGUUGACUGGCUACCUUGUCUGUGAAUCUGUAUUUUGUAUCAACAUAAUUAUACUCUCAAAGAUCAGCUAUUUAAACUGUUGUUAAGUUUCAACUUGUUUAUUUUAUUUGGAAAGAUUGGUUUGUGAUAGAUUUAAUCGCGAAUUCGUUACUCGUCUUUAACAACGAGGUAAUUUUGUAGCGAUGUUGUUUGAUGGAUUAAUGGAAAAUAAUUAAAAUAAAGAAUGAUGAAAAGAAAUAUUGAUUAGAUAAAAAAAUUACUUAAAACAA